Molecule: messenger RNA, 591 nt
Organism: Rhizoctonia solani
Lineage: Eukaryota; Fungi; Basidiomycota; Agaricomycetes; Cantharellales; Ceratobasidiaceae
Product: ER membrane protein complex subunit 8/9
Exons: 3
Coding region: 1-591 (196 amino acids)
Cellular component (GO): EMC complex
Source: RefSeq, a predicted model, not a curated record
AUGUCCACUACUGAAUUCCAGUUAUCGCACAAGGCUUAUACCAAAUUAAUCGUUCACGCCGCUAAAUACCCUCAUGCACCGGUCAAUGGAGUUUUAUUAGGCAAGGCUAGUGGAGACCCAAUCGUGAUCAUCGAUGCAAUACCACUCCUUCACCAAUGGACGAGCUUGAGUCCAAUGAUGGAAAUCGGACUGGAUUUGGCACGCUCUCAUGCAGAAUCUACAGGGAUGAAACUACUAGGAUAUUACCAGGCUACACAACGCUUAGACGACGAGGGACUGUCUGCCGUAGGUCAAAAGAUAACUGCGAACCUACGAGAAGGGUUCAAGGAUGCUUUUGCAUUAGUGAUUGAUUCGGCCUCAAUCGCUUCCACUGCCGCCCCACCCCUCAUUCCUUACACCUCCUCGAACCUCACACGUACGAGCUUUUCACCAACUUUUACACUAGCCGAGUCGGACUCUGUGGAACGCGCUCUCACUUUUGUCCGUAAAGAUUCGGCAUUUAACACAUUCGGCGAUUUUGAUGACCACUUGGAGGAUGUAUCUGUUGACUGGUUGCGCGGAGGUAUUUGGGGCGACGAGUUCAAAGGAUAA